Fimicolochytrium jonesii is the source of this 1335-nucleotide messenger RNA. RefSeq lists its product as uncharacterized. The coding region runs from base 1 to 1335 and encodes 444 amino acids. The transcript has a single exon. The record is from RefSeq and is a predicted model, not a curated record. Lineage: Eukaryota; Fungi; Chytridiomycota; Chytridiomycetes; Spizellomycetales; Powellomycetaceae.
AUGUGCCACUCACUGAAGUUCUCAACAUUGACUCUGGCGCUCGGGGUCUUCGUAUGGCAAACCGCUUUCAUCAACACCCAACCCCCUUUUUGUCCUGCGGAAAGUAAGGUAUCGGACGCGGCACUGUCAGAAUGCUUGUCAUCAAGCGGACAAGCCAAACUGGACUGUAACUGCAAAAAGUUUUGGCCAGCUCAAAUUGCUUACGGUAAAUGUUUGAAACUGUCCACCGUCAAUGAUGCGAGGGAGCUGGCGGAUAGUUGCUCCCGCGCUGCCAUCGGACAGGCGGCGCCAACGUCGACCUCGUUGUCACCAUCUACUAUGAUAGCAACCGGAGGUACGGCGACCGAAAUAACUUUUCCGGGCCGCGGGGGCGGGGCUACUGUCGGUCCUAUCGCUGAGACCACCGAAAUCGCAAAGCCUGCCUCUAGUGCAGGCGCAGUGGCAAGCCCACCCCGGACGAUGCCUUUGACAACCUCGGUCUUCCCCGCCAUGACGACCGGAGUCCUCACUGAUGACCAGAUUCCGGAAGAAAUCAAACGAGCAGCGAAUACGGAGCCGUCUAUUCUGGUCUCCAGCAACGCUGAAUCGUCCUUUACGGAUGUUUCCGAGGCCUCGCUGGAAGCCUCGGAUGUUUCCGAUUUGGACAGCAUACGCAGGAAGUUCACGGCCACAUCACGGACCCUGCAGAAUUUACGGCAAGGGGUUAUAACCGUUACGAAGAACGCAUUCAAAUUGGGUGGUGUGAUUACCUGCGUAUCCCAGCUGGGACUCCACGCAUUCAAGGUCUUCACUGGUGGCUUUUCUGCUGUGGAUUCUUCGGGUACGAUGCUUGCGGCAGCUAUGAGCGAUGUCGCAUAUUCAACCAACCCCGAUGUACAAGCAUCUGCCGUCAGCAAUGGGAUUAUUGGCGGGGUCAACUGUCUGUCGCCAUCCAACUACGGAUCUGUCGGACGACGCGAUGUGACGGGAUUGUCAUUGCCGCAGUCGGACAAUGACACCCUCUGGUACGGCUUUCACUACAACGCCUCGCACUUUCACCUCGCCGUUUUCAAGAAUGGAAAAGCUCGAGCCCUCAGCGUUGCUCCGCUAACCGUAGUGAACUCGCCCACCUUGAGCGUAAAGGUUAUCACCGCCGACUUAAGCCCGGUUUCACCGGUCAAUAGUGGCGGAAGUUCGGAUUCUAGCUCUAGCGGGACCAAUACAGGAAACGUGGGAUCCUCUGGUUCGAGGAACUCCUAUACCAACGAAGCAACAGACUUGGGUUCCAAGUCCCUCAAGGCUCUUAUAGGUGGAGUUGUUGCUGGGGCUGCCGGACUCGCUGCAGGCCUAGGAUAG